Hyaloscypha bicolor E is the source of this 1041-nucleotide messenger RNA. RefSeq lists its product as uncharacterized. The transcript has a single exon. The record is from RefSeq and is a predicted model, not a curated record. Lineage: Eukaryota; Fungi; Ascomycota; Leotiomycetes; Helotiales; Hyaloscyphaceae. Bases 147 to 638 code for a protein of 163 amino acids.
AUCAUAACGGAAAGGACGGUAGCCAAGCGAACGCGUUUGGAGGAUGAUGCAAUAUCGCUCACGUCGACCCAGAGCAAAGAGAACGAUUCGUCUCAAGAUUUAACGCCGAUAGCGUUCUAGCCGAGAAGACUAAGCAUAGCAGGAAAAUGUACUUGCUAUCUCGGACAGGCUAUCCAAAAGAGAAGUCAAUAUGGGAACCGAGAAAGAAUAUUAGUACUAAGAUAUUAGAGAGUUGGAAAGAAAAGAAGAAGCAACAAGAGAAAAAUAUCGAGAAGCCUUUCGAUAUAGUUCGGUUCGAAGCUAGAUUGGAGAGACUAGCUGCAGAAAAGGAAGACUGCCACAGACGCCGCAAGGCAAAGAGGAGACGAUUGGAAAGGCAGGUUUCAGAAUCUGAAUCUGAGAGUCAAGAAGAGGCCGACGAUAGCAAUUCGAGCAUAGAAGCCCUUGAGGACAAAAGCCUGCUCGAGACGAAGAGCAAGGCGCCUGUCAAGGAGAAGCCGUUCGAAGCUCUAGUCAUACCCAGAGGCCAACGUAUUUGUCCCCAUUGUGGUAGGCCAUGUCCAUCGAAAUCCCGCCUAACACAGCACUUGCUCACACACUCUAACGCGCAACGAUUCACUUGUCCCGAUUGUGGGUAGGCAGGCAAACAGCAAUGUAAUAUGACAAAGCACCGACAGGUACAUUCUACAGCGCGACCACUCGCUUGUCUUUAUCCCGGCUGUAGGAAGGCAUUUGUACGAGCAUCCGGGCUGAGAUCUCAUCAAAAGACACAUUCUACAGAGCGGCCAUUCACUUGGCUUUAUCCCGGUUAUAGGAAGGCAUUUAAACGGGGAUCCGAGCUAAAGACACAUGGACGUACACAUUCCUUCCCAUGCUCCUAGAUACUCCUCGAGCUUUCGGUACCAUUCACCUUGCCGUAUGCUGCCUGAGGUAGCUAGGUGCUUCUGUUGUGACUUGUCUCUUGUAUGGGUACGACGCUCGUGAGUCGAUAGUAGGCCAGAACCAGGAAAUGCCGCUCUGCAGCCGAAACAAAUAUAAUCU